AAGAUGGAAAAGUCACGGCCAAUGUGGGAUAAUCCUUUACAAUUUGUAUUUGCCUGCAUAUCGUAUGCUGUUGGGUUAGGAAAUGUAUGGAGAUUUCCAUAUCUAUGUCAGAUGUAUGGAGGAGGUGGUUUUUUAAUUCCAUAUUUCAUCAUGCUGAUUGUAGAGGGAAUGCCCUUACUAUAUUUAGAACUAGCAGUGGGACAACAUUUACGCCAAGGAAGUAUUGGAGCAUGGAAAACAAUAAGCCCGUACCUUAUUGGAGUUGGAUAUGCCAGUGUUGUUGUAUCCUUUUUUCUCUGUAUUUAUUACAAUGUAAUAAAUGCCUGGGCAUUCUGGUACCUAUUUAACUCAUUUCAGGAUCCAUUACCAUGGUCGAUUUGCCCAUUGAACAGCAACCUUUCAGCCUAUAAUGAGGAGUGUGAAAAUGGUUCCCCUACUCAAUACUUUUGGUAUAGGGAAACCUUAAACAUAUCCUCCUCCAUUUCAGAGGGUGGAGCCAUCCAAUGGGAACAGGCAGUUUGCUUAAUUUUGGCUUGGUUUGCUGUCUACCUUUGUAUUCUAAGAGGUCCAGAAUCAACUGGUAAGGUUGUCUAUGUCACAGCAUCAUUACCAUACAUUGUCCUUCUCAUAUAUUUGGUCAGAGGUCUUACAUUACACGGGGCAGUGAAUGGCCUAGCCUACAUGUUUACACCCAAGUUGGAUCAAUUAGCAAAUCCCAAAGCCUGGAUCAAUGCUGCAACACAGAUCUUUUUCUCUUUGGGUCUUGGAUUUGGAAGCCUUAUUGCCUUUGCAAGUUACAAUGAACCGAACAACAACUGUGAAAGACAUGCUAUCAUUGUUUCUCUAAUAAACAGUGGGACAUCCAUAUUUGCCAGCGUUGUGACCUUUUCAAUCUAUGGAUUUAAGGCUACCUUCAACUAUGAAAGCUGUCUAAGCAAGGUAAUUCUAUUAUUAACAAACACCUUUGAUCUUGAAGAAGACACAUUAACUGCAGACAAUCUUGAAGAAAUGAAAAGCUACCUAAACACAACUUUUCAUGAAGAAUACUCAGCUAUAGUACCACAAAUGAGAAACUGCAGCUUGGAAACAGAGCUAAGCACAGCUGUACAAGGAACUGGGCUUUCAUUUAUUGUUUACACUGAAGCAAUCAAAAACAUGGAGGUGUCACAGCUUUGGUCAGUGCUAUAUUUUAUCAUGUUACUGAUGUUGGGCUUAGGAAGCAUGUUGGGAAAUACUGCUGCAAUUCUCACACCGCUAACAGACAGCAAGUUUAUUUCUAAGCAUUUGCCAAAAGAGGCCAUAUCAGGAUUACUCUGCCUUUUCAGCUGCCUAAUAGGACUGAUAUUCACUAUGGAGUCUGGGAACUACUGGUUUGAUAUAUUUAAUGAUUAUGCUGCAACACUAUCUUUACUUCUUAUAGUUUUGGUGGAAACAGUUGCAAUCUGUUACAUUUAUGGACUAAAAAGGUUUGAAAACGACAUACAGAUGAUGAUUGGACAUAAGCCGAGCUGGUACUGGAAAAUCAUGUGGGCUUUUGCAAGUCCCUUGCUUAUAAUAAGUCUAUUUAUAUUCUACAUAACGGACUACAUUAUGGCAGGUACCCUACAAUACAAAGCAUGGGAUGCCUCUAAGGGUCAUCUGGUAACUGAAGAUUAUCCAACAUAUGCUUUAGUUGUUAUUGGACUCCUUGUAGGGUCAUCUAUUUCCUGCAUUCCAUUGGGCGCUUUGGUAACCUUUUUGCGUAACAGAGUUAGAAGAACCACAGAUACGAUAACACAGACUUAA
Messenger RNA from Bombina bombina (fire-bellied toad), 1785 nucleotides. RefSeq names its product solute carrier family 6 member 20 (gene SLC6A20). The record is from RefSeq and is a predicted model, not a curated record. NCBI's taxonomy places the organism in Eukaryota, Metazoa, Chordata, Amphibia, Anura, Bombinatoridae. Gene Ontology annotation, molecular function: L-proline transmembrane transporter activity. Bases 4 to 1785 code for a protein of 593 amino acids. Gene Ontology annotation, cellular component: plasma membrane. The transcript is spliced from 11 exons. Gene Ontology annotation, biological process: sodium ion transmembrane transport.